Lachancea mirantina is the source of this 561-nucleotide messenger RNA. The record is from the annotation of a GenBank genome assembly. NCBI's taxonomy places the organism in Eukaryota, Fungi, Ascomycota, Saccharomycetes, Saccharomycetales, Saccharomycetaceae.
AUGUCAAUUGACGCGAUCGCUCAUGAAUUGAAAUCUGCACUUCAUCAAUAUCCAAAUUUCCCUAGUAAGGGAAUUUUGUUCGAGGAUUUUCUGCCCAUUUUCCGUUCUCCGGAUUUGUUUAGAAAAUUAGUCGAGGCAUUCAAGAUGCAUUUGCAAAAACAGUUUCCCGACACAAAGAUUGACUAUAUUGUUGCUUUAGAGUCUCGUGGGUUUUUGUUUGGACCAGCUGUGGCGUUGGAGAUUGGAGCAGGGUUCGUUCCAGUCAGAAAACAAGGAAAAUUGCCUGGCGAAUGCUUGCAAGCUAAAUACGUCAAGGAAUACGGCGAAGACGUUUUCGAAAUCCAAAUCGAAUCCAUUCCAGAAGGGUCCAAUGUUGUUGUGAUGGACGAUAUAAUUGCCACUGGCGGAUCAGCGCUAGCAGCUGGUGAGCUCGUCCAAAGACUGAACGCAAAUCUGUUGGAAUUUGCCUUCGUUAUGGAACUGGACUUUUUGAAAGGAAGAGAAAGGUUACAGGCGCCUACUUUCACUCUGCUAAACGGUCAGGAACAGGCUUUACAUUGA